AUGUAUUUCGCCAAGCAAUACCGCAACCACAACUUGGUGUACAUCCUGCUGGCCGUCGAGCUAGUGAUAGUGAUCCCCAUUCUCACAUUUGCUGGAAUUGCUGCGCAUGAUCGCGUCUUCGUCGUGAUCACAAAAUUCCCUCUUCAUAUCCUUGGGCUCCUAUUACCCUUCGGAACCGCUAUCGUUCAGGCCGGCAUGGUUACUAUAUACUGCAUAUCGGCCGCGUGGCAAGCUAGCAGCGAUAAAUCAGACCCCGAACACCCCCAAAACGGGGCUCCGUGGUAUAUCACCAAGAACUGCAAUGUUGCCUACGACAAAAGUAACGUCUCAUAUUGCCAACAAGGAAAGGCGCUUUUCGCAUUCACGAUACUCAUCAUCGUCUUGUACACGGUCGAACUAGGUAUCGCCGUCCAGAACUGCUUCAUAACCGAGGAGGAACGCCUCGAGCGCGAUGAGAGACGAGAAGAGAAAGAGACCAUGAAAGCCUACGAGGACAUAAUCUUGAAAUCGCCUACUGCGUUCCCCAUGUCGCCCAGCGCAGUUCCAAUGACACCAAGUGCAAUGCCCAUGACUCCAGGGACGGCCACAUACCCGCGUGCGCCGAUGCCAGUGGCAACCCCGCGCAGCUUGGCCUUCAACAGACUCGACUCCAGUUCCACCAAUGAUCUUCCACUCCGCGAACACUUCUCACCGGAUCCUCAAGCAGUUAAGCAGGAGGUGGAGGCCACCGGGGCAGGAUCAGGCCAACAGCAGCCGUCUCAGAUAUACUUCCCGCCGCCUCCAAAGAAGGGAAAGAAAUAA
Messenger RNA from Aspergillus versicolor CBS 583.65, 801 nucleotides. RefSeq lists its product as uncharacterized. The transcript has 3 exons. Bases 1 to 801 code for a protein of 266 amino acids. The record is from RefSeq and is a predicted model, not a curated record. NCBI's taxonomy places the organism in Eukaryota, Fungi, Ascomycota, Eurotiomycetes, Eurotiales, Aspergillaceae.